AUGUAUGUGUGUCAAAGUCAACAAGGAAGAGAAGACUACACCAGAGGGUUCACCACAAGAUGUAAACCAGUGGUGAGCCUCAAACACAAGUGCAAAAUUGGAUCAGCAAGCAGAGCGUUAAUCAUUCAGACUGGAGGAUCUGUUGUUAUUCCAUGUUAUUAUGACAGAAAAUACACAGGAUACAAGAAAUACUGGUGCUUUAAUACCAAUGCUGCGUUCAAUUAUUGCUCUAUUCUGGCGUAUACUAAAGAAACCAAAGAAAAAGUGUCAGUGAUUGAUCAUCCAGAUCAGAGUUUCUUUACUGUGGCUAUGAGGAACCUGCAGGAAGAAGACACUGGAUAUUACUGGUGUGCUGUAGAGAUCGGAGGAAAACUUGAACUGGAUAAGAAUAAGCAGCUUUAUCUCUCAGUUCAAUCAGCUCCUGAUGUGUCUGUCAAAAGCAGCAGAGUAUCUGGACAUGAAGGUGACCAUGUCAGAAUCCAGUGUUUCUACAGUUCUGGAUACAGGAAUACACAGCUCUUGUCUUUAUAUCUGCACCACAUUUUCUGUUUCACAGAGAAGACGACUAACACAUCCCAGAAUUCAUCAGUGCAGAUCAGUGAUGAUGGUGAAAGCUCCUUCACUGUGCUGAUGACUGGACUGACACUCUCUGAUUCUGGAUGGUUUUCCUGUUGUGUAGGAAAACAAGAGACUUUAGUUCAGCUCACAGUCACUGAAGCUCCUGACGUGUUUGUCAAGAGCAGCAGUGAAUCUGGACAUGAAGGUGAUGAUGUCAGUGUUCAGUGUUUCUACAGUUCUGGAUAUAAGAAAAAACUCAAACGCUGGUGCAGAUAUAAAGAUCGGAAAUGUUUCAGAGAGAAGAAGACGGACACAUCCCAGAGUUCAUCAGUGCAGAUCAGUGAUGAUGGUGAAAGCUCCUUCACUGUGCUGAUAACUGGACUGAGACUCUCUGAUUCUGGAUGGUAUUUCUGCUCUGCUGGAAAUCUGCAGGCUCCUGUUCAGCUCACUGUAACUGAAGUAGACAGAAAACACACUCUUGGUGUAGACGCAAACAGAGACAAAGCCUGUGAGAUGGAAAAUGUUACUCAGUGUUCAGGAAGUGAGGAGACUGAUGUGACCUACAGCUCUGUCACAGUUAUACCUAAACUGAAAUGCAGUCCAGUAUUAGCAGAGGAUCAGGUGAUCUACAGCUCUGUGCACAAGUAG
Molecule: messenger RNA, 1206 nt
Organism: Danio rerio (zebrafish)
Lineage: Eukaryota; Metazoa; Chordata; Actinopteri; Cypriniformes; Danionidae
Source: RefSeq, a predicted model, not a curated record